Messenger RNA from Medioppia subpectinata, 1113 nucleotides. NCBI's taxonomy places the organism in Eukaryota, Metazoa, Arthropoda, Arachnida, Sarcoptiformes, Oppiidae. The record is from the annotation of a GenBank genome assembly.
AUGGUUUUAUUACAUUGUAUUCGUUGCGAAGAGUUGUCCGAAAAGUGUGUCCAAUGUUUGGACGACUCCUCAAGUGUUGAACAAAAAUUUCCUGCAUUUAGACAACGAAGACAUUUACUCACGAGUGAAGCCAAUGAAGACAACAACAAACAGUCGUUGAAUGAGUCCACAACCGCGACAACUGUUUUGCCCCAAAACAGCACUGAUAUGUCAAACACGACGGCCAUCGGUAACGGAACCCAAAGCCCGUCCACGACAUCGAUCGCACCUCAAGACCCGAUUCUUCCCCAAAAAGGCGCCGCAGAGGAGGAGAAGCACUCAUCGAUGGCUAUAUUCUUUGUGCUGACAGUCAUUGCUUCGUGUAUUGUAUUAAUUCAUUUCAUAAUCCAAACCAAAUUUCAAUACAUCCCGGAAUCGUUGGCCGUUGUAUUCCUCGGAGCAACUAUUGCUUCGUGUAUUGUAUUAAUUCAUUUCAUAAUCCAAACCAAAUUUCAAUACAUCCCGGAAUCGUUGGCCGUUGUAUUCCUCGGAGCAACUAUUGGUCUGAUUAUGAAAUUAAUAUCAAACCAACAUUUGGGAGACUGGAAGAAAGAGGAAACUCUGAACCCAACGAUGUUUUUCCUAAUCCUAUUGCCGCCCAUUAUCUACGAGUCGGGCUAUAACUUACAUAAAGGCAACUUUUUUCAAAACUUUGGCUCCAUUUUAGUCUUUGCGAUCGUCGGUACCUCUAUAUCGGCCUUCAUUAUCGGCGGCGGUGUUUACGUCUUGGGUUUGGCUGACGUCGCGUAUAAAAUGAAUUUUACCGAAAGCUUUGCUUUCGGAGCGCUUAUAUCUGCGGUUGAUCCGGUGGCCACUCUCGCCAUAUUUAACGCCUUAGAUAUCGAUCCCAUUCUAAAUAUGUUAGUCUUUGGUGAAAGUAUUCUUAACGAUGCGGUCGCUAUAGUAUUGUCGACGACUGCACUCGAACUCUCGCAAAUGUCUUCAUCCGUUUCCGGUGAAGUCGCUGUUAUUAAUGGAUUUGUUAGGUUUGGUAUUGUAUUCUUUGGUUCGGCGGGAAUCGGCGCCGCCUUUGCAUUGAUUGCAGCUCUGGUUUGUAUAGAAAUGUCUAACGAA